AUGGAUAUGUCAAAAAAGAAAAGUAAACGUGCAUCUCCAAUCGAAUCAAGUCAAGAGGAGAUUGCCAUUUCAACAAGUAAAACAGCAACUACAGAAAAACCAAAGAAAACUAAAACCACCACCAAAAAGAAGGCAUCCCAACCAUCACAAGAAGUUGUUAUGGAAACUGAAUCAGAAGUUGAAAUUACAACUACCACCACAUCCACAUCCACAACCAAUAAUAAUAAUAUAACUACUACAUCAACAUCAUCUCAACAAAGUAAUGGUACAUUAUCAUCAUCGUCAUCACCAACAAUCCAAUCAAUACCAACAACACCAAUUUCAAAAUAUAUACCAUCUCUUUCACAAAUAGGUACACCAUUAUCACCAAAUAGAGCAGCUCAACGUCUUAGAGAAAAGGAUGAAUUGAGUUUAAUUCAUAAUAGAUUGAAAAGUGCAUUAAAGAAAUUAGAGAGCGCAGAGACUGAAUUAGAAAAGAAGAAUCAAGAAUAUGAAGAACUCGACCAAAAACAUACCGCCACAAUCAAACAACUCAAACAACGUUCCGACCAAGUAGAGAAACAAUUGAUUGAAGAACAAAAUCAAAACUCUGAUCUCACCUCCAAUCGUAACAUUUUAGAGAAUGAAUUAAAGAGCAAAGAAAGUGUUUGGAAAAAAGAAAAGGAUGAGAUUUUAUUGAAAUUCCAAGAAUCAAUCAAUAAACUCAAUCAAGAGAAUUCAUUAGCACAAUCACAACUUAAAUCUGAAAUCGUCUCUAAGGAAUAUGAAAUCGAUGGCUUAAAAUCUGAAAUCAAUCGUUUAAAGGAUGAUUUACAAUAUCGUAUUCGUGAAGGUGAAGAAAAAUCUAGAAAACUUUUGGAAAAUGAAUACAAUAGAUUUAAAGGUAAAGAAGAAGAAUAUAAUCAAUUAAUUGUAUCAAAAGAUGAAGAAAUUAAAAAAUAUAAAUUUGAAUUAAAAGAAAAAGAAAAAUCAUCAAAUGCAAUGAAUAAAAAAGAAAAUGAAUUAAAUAAUUUAAUUCAAGCUCAUGAAAGACAAAUUGAAGAUAUGAGAGAUAGUAUUAAUAGAGAAUGGGAACUUAAAGCUGCUCAAAUGAUGGAAGAACAUCAUGCUAGAACUAUUCACCUUCAACAAGCUGUUGAUUCAUUUAAUGAGGAAAAAGAAAGAAUUAAAUCACAAAUGGAAACAUUAAAUGGUCAAAUUGAAGAUAUAAAUAUUAAAAAUAAUGAAUAUGAAGAUAGAAUUAAAGAGAUGAAUGUUUUACUUUCACAAAAGGAUAAUUCAAUUGGUGAACUUGGUGUUGAAAUUGAAGAAUCAAAGAAGAAGAUGAGAAAACAAAUGGCUGAUUUGAAAUCCAAAGAUGGUCAAAUUGCUUUACUUCAAAUUGAAAUCAAUACCAAAGAUAACAAAUGUAAUACUUUACAAACUGAAACCAAUAGACUUAAAUCUGAACUUUACUCUAUUACCAAUCAAAUCGAUCCAGAAAUUCCACUUGAUCCAGAGAUUAACUCCCUCAAAGAAUUGGUUAAAGGUUUUGAAAAGACCGUUGAUGAUCGUAAGAGAAAGAGAUCAAAACUUCAACAUGAAUUCAAUGCUGCUGCUAAUCAAGAUCAAAAUGGUAUGACCAUUGAAGAACAAUCCUCUACCUCUACUACUACCACCACUUCUGCCACUGGUUCUUCAUCAUCAACUUCACAUUUGGAUAAUAUUGACUCUAGUAAACUUCCAACUGGUCCAGAACAAUCUGAAUUAUUUAAUCCAGAUACUGUAUCCUUCUCUUUAGUUGAUUCAAAUCAAGAGUUUAUUAAACUAUCAGUUCAUGGCGAUAUGGAUAAUGGUCUAUCAAUUAGUAAAUGGAGAUUAAUUGUUGUCAAACCAGAUGGUUCUAAAUCUGGUUUCUCUUUCCCAGAUGGUAUUCAACCAUUCAAAGGUAUCAAAUCUGUCACCGUUUGGACUGGUCGUCCAAGACCUCAAGGUACUCCAACUGAAAAUGAAUUCUAUUGGGCUAGAACUGAAUUAUGGACAAGUCCUGUCGAAGGUACCAUUGUUAAAUUAGUCUCACCAAGUGAAGAAACAACAACUGUCACUUUACCUGCUGAUGGUAUUUAUCAAAAACCUUCUUCAGCUGGUAAAUCAAAUUGUUUGAUUAUGUAA
This is a messenger RNA of Dictyostelium discoideum AX4, 2151 nucleotides long. RefSeq lists its product as hypothetical. The record is from RefSeq and is a predicted model, not a curated record. The coding region runs from base 1 to 2151 and encodes 716 amino acids. The transcript is spliced from 3 exons. NCBI's taxonomy places the organism in Eukaryota, Evosea, Eumycetozoa, Dictyosteliales, Dictyosteliaceae.